Molecule: messenger RNA, 1860 nt
Organism: Miscanthus lutarioriparius
Lineage: Eukaryota; Viridiplantae; Streptophyta; Magnoliopsida; Poales; Poaceae
Source: the annotation of a GenBank genome assembly
AUGGAGCUGGAGCUGGGUUCCAUGAAAGAUGGAGUGGUUAACAUGACGAGGGCAAUGGAGGCUGUGUCCCCUUGGUUGAACCACCCAAGGAAGACGAUCAACCUGGUGGAAGCUCUGGUGGUAGCAGCCGCUGCGUUGCUGCUUCUCCAGCUCAUCUUGGGCUCUUGCAAGCGACGGUGGCAUGACUCCACCUUCGUCAAAUUUGGCCUGCAGGUGUCUACCACAUUUAUGAAUCCUCUCAUCAUCUACACCUUGGGUACGAUGCAGUCCUCCCCGAUCAAGAAUUCGUCGUAUCCCGUCUGGGCUGCUUUUCUCAUCAUGGCUUCAGCAGGCACCGCCGCCGUCCGGCAAUUUGAUUUCUAUGGCAGCUUUUUCAACAAGUGCAUGCAAGCUUUUGUCGAGUAUCUUCAGGAUGCCUUUUACAUACUUAUGUUCACUCUGCUAAUGGAUCCAAAUACUUAUACCUUGAAGACAGCCUGGGACCUAAAGCGGCAUCUGAAGAGUUCCAGAGCAAGUUCACAAUGUGUUACCGCUCUUGUUGCUGUCGUUUUAUUGACAAAGACGUUUGAAUCCUUUUUUUUAGUAAUUUCUAGUUACAGGAGGAAGAGGAGUCUUUUCAUCACAUUGAAGAAGAGCCGUCUCACAAAACUUGCAGAGAGGACGGAAGAAGAAAGUGCAAGUGAUGAUCAUCGAGCCUGUGACUCUGAUUCUCAACAGAGCAUGAGGGGCUACAAGUAUGUAGUCUGUUAUCGUCUGCCUCGAUUCAUUACUAUUGACAGAUAUGGGAUUGUUGUGCGCUAUUUUGGGGAAAUCUUUCCCAAAACCAGCCUUCUUAAAGACCAUGAUUUUGUAUUCAAAAAAUUGUUGCCAUCUGAAGGGGAUUUCAAAAGAGCAUUCAGAAUUAUUGAGGUAUCACUAGCCUGCAUGCAUGUCAAGAAAUAUUGGUGUGCACCCAAUGCAUUUAUUGUUGAAAAGGUUAUUGGUUUUUUUAGAAAGUUUAUGAUUUCUGGACAGUUGAGAAAUAAGGUUAACCAGCACUCAGUUAUUUUCCAACGACAGAAACAGCCAGACCCAGUAGAGGUUUCUGAUGCAAUGAAGAGAGCUGUUGCUAGAUCACUCAUAUCAACUUAUGGCAACCUAGGAGAAACACCAGUCAGCUGGCAGAGCCAAAUGUUUGACAAGUAUUCUUGGGCACUCAAGGAUCUCUCUCGGGUGGAAAUCAUGUUAAUUUGGCACAUCGCAACUGAAUAUUGUGAUAUUUCUCUUCCUAAUCCUAGUAAUGGGACUACUCGAUGUAAUAAGCACCGAGGCUUUGCAGAUAAUUUGUCGAGAUACUGUCCACACAUGUUUGAAUAUGUGCUAGAACUGCUUCCAAACCACAGAAGAAAUAGGAUUAAUCGAGGUAGUCACCGAGGCGUUGCAGUUCAUUUGUCUAGAUACUGCACAUACUUGAUUGGAUCUGUCCCAGAACUGCUUCCAUACCACAAGGCGGAUAUAGCAGAGUUGGCACAAAGGGUGAUGGAAGAACGUAGGGAGCUUUUUGGAUCCUAUAGACUUCCCAAGAUUUACAAUAUAAUGAAGAAAUUAGAAGGGACAGAAGAGGAAGAUGACGCUAAGAAGAUCUUCCAAAGAGGCGUGAAGCUCGGUAAGCAGUUAAAGAGCAUGCCGGAUGGAGAUCGCUGGGAGUUGUUGGAAGAUUUCUGGGCCGAGACAAUCAUCCAUGCUGCGGCCUCGCACACCACUACCAAGCAACACAUGCAACAUCUUGAAAAUGGCGGGGAGUUUCUCACCCAUAUCUGGGCUCUGCUUUCUCAUGCUGGCAUUCUAAACCUUAAUAGGGACAAGGAUCAGGAGGGCUAA